Oncorhynchus tshawytscha (Chinook salmon) is the source of this 2591-nucleotide messenger RNA. Its product is annotated as forkhead box protein P1-B. NCBI's taxonomy places the organism in Eukaryota, Metazoa, Chordata, Actinopteri, Salmoniformes, Salmonidae. Gene Ontology annotation, molecular function: DNA-binding transcription repressor activity, RNA polymerase II-specific; RNA polymerase II cis-regulatory region sequence-specific DNA binding. The coding region runs from base 140 to 1858 and encodes 572 amino acids. Gene Ontology annotation, biological process: regulation of transcription by RNA polymerase II. The record is from RefSeq and is a predicted model, not a curated record. Gene Ontology annotation, cellular component: nucleus. The transcript has 16 exons.
UCAACUGUUUAUCUGUGUUUGCUAACGGUGGUUGCUGAGUGAGUGUAUUUCAAUCGCUUCUUAUCUUGCUCAACAAGACGUGCCAAAUAGCUAGCUAGUAGCUCAGGCUACACAUUGAUGCCCCGGUCAGUGAGUCCAGAUGCAUGAGUCUGGGUCAGAACAGACAGCCUGCACCAGUCCAGCCAAUCAGACGGAGAAUGGGGACAGUGCUGAGAAGGAUGAUUAUCUGAGUGCUAAGCCACUAACUCCAGAGGGUUCUGGGGCUGACAGUCAGCAGCAAAACCAGGUUACAGUUUCAGUGUCUAUGAUGACCCCUCCGGUGGAGACUCCUCAGCAGACACAGCAGCAGGUCCUCAACCCACAGCAGAUCCAGGCCCUGCUCCAGCAGCAGAAAGCACUCAUGUUACACCAGCAACACAUACAGGAUCUCUGCCAGAAACAGCAGGACCAGUUCAACGCCCAGCUCCUACAGCAGAAGCAUGCUGGGAAGUCAGGCCAAGAGCAGCUAGCUGCUCAGCACAUGGCUAUCCAGCAGCAGCUCCUGCAGGUCCAACAGCAGCACCUCCUUAGCCUCCAGAGACAGGGUCUCCUGUCUGUCCUGCCCUCCAUGAGCCCCUCUGCAGCUCAGGGUUUAAUGAAAGGGUGUGAGAAUGGCACCAGCCUGCUCUCUGGUGGUGAGAAUCCAGCUACUCUUCAGAAGAACCUGCUCCACAGUCAGCAUUCCACCACCAAUGGGAAUCAUCCAUCACAGAUCCUAAAGAAGAAAGACAGUGGGCCUGUGGAUAAUCACACACAAAACACUCACCCUCUCUAUGGACACGGCAUGUGCAAAUGGUCUGGCUGUGAGGCUGUCUUUGGAGACUUUCAAGUUUUUCUCAAGCAUCUGAACAGUGAACAUACACUGGAUGACAAGAGUACAGCACAGUGUCGAGUGCAGAUGCAGGUUGUUCAGCAGCUAGAACUGCAGUUGAAAAAAGACAAAGAGCGUCUGCAAGCCAUGAUGUCUCACCUCAAAUCCUCUGAUCAAAAGUCCAAACCAGCAACCCCAAUGGGGAAUCUUGUGCCCAAUGUCUCCAUCUCCCAGGUGACAUUUCCCAAGGUGCUUCCUUCCAUGAGCUUGUCUCAAAAUGCCACUGCUCCUUCUACACCCCUGACACCACCCCCAACCUCCUCCUCUAUCCUCCCUCCCCACACCCUGCUCACUGUGAGCCCUGGAAGGAGAUGGUACUCAGACAGCAAGACCAUGAAAUACAGCAAGACCAUGAAUCAAGAUAUUGUUCAGAAUAAAGAAGCUAGACCGCCAUUUACAUAUGCAGCCCUAAUAAGACAGGCAAUAUUUGAAUCCCCCUAUAAGCAGCUGACACUAAAUGAAAUCUACAAUUGGUUCACGCGGACAUUUGGAUAUUUUAGACGCAACGCCGCAACAUGGAAGAAUGCAGUGAGACACAACCUCAGCCUCCACAAGUGUUUUGUGCGAGUGGAGAAUGUAAAAGGAGCUGUGUGGACAGUUGAUGAGAUGGAGUUCCAGAGGAGAAGGCCCCAGAAGCCUGCUGGUGAAGGGUCUCUCAAGAGGGAGAACACUGACCAUGGUCACUGCUCAGCUUUCCUUACUCCUAAGCAGGAGGAGAUGAAUGCAGCUCUCUGGUAUGGGAAUGGAUCCUACAGUGACAGCAGUGAAGAGCAGUACCCAAUUCACCCUCUCGUGAAAGAAGAGCUAAUGGAUGAGGAGGCAUAUGAGAAUGUGCCCCAUGACUGUUCAGAGACUGAGAGCUCUGAUGAGCACAGCUCAGAUGUGGACCAAGACGGCGGUAGCCCAGAGAGACCCAACAUGCAGCUGGCCCAUGUGCCUUCGCAGUGAAAGGGACUGUUUUCAAACCUGUCACUCUCCACUGCAAGACUCCCACAUUGGACAACUAUGAAAUAUACCAAAUUAAUAUAGAACUGCUUCAUAUCAAGUGGAAAAACACACAUUUUCUGUUGAGGAAAUAAAUUACUAUUUUAUUUAUUGAGGAUAUUUUGUCCUCGCUGUUGUAUUGGGUUUUAUCCACCUGGAGCUCACGUUGAAGACAAGAGCUGAUGGCGGAACCUUUGUAACACCCCUUGUCCUCAAAUAAUGCAUCCCUAUCGGCUUAUUGUGAGGCUGUACAACCAAUGACGAAGCCCUAUGGGGAGCUGGCUCAGUGAUGCAGAUAUUUUUACAUUUUCUUUCAAGAAUGUGUAUAUCAAUAACCAGAGCAUUGGCAAUAUUUAUGGACAGCACUUCAUGAAGAUGAAUCUUUGUUUUCUCCCCCUAAUUCAUUUUUAUAUGAGAGUACCAGACAACCACCAAAUUGUAACAAGUUGUUUUGUUUGACAUGAUAUCCUUGAGAAUUAGUUACUUUUAAAAGGGAGCUGUACACUGCCAAAAAUAUGAUUUAUGUGUAACCGAUCUGUUGGGAUAUUAUUAUUUAUGUAGCCUAAUAAUCGUAUUUUUUUCCCCCCACUAUCCCAAACAUGGCUUUUUGGACUUAUUUAGUGUUGUAUCAUACAUUGCCAUAGUUGUGCACUAAAUGCUGUCUCUAAUACAUUCCGUAUAAAAAGUGUGUGGCGAA